Messenger RNA from Anastrepha ludens (Mexican fruit fly), 786 nucleotides. RefSeq lists its product as uncharacterized. Gene Ontology annotation, biological process: mitochondrial respiratory chain complex I assembly; mitochondrial respiratory chain complex IV assembly. The coding region runs from base 132 to 545 and encodes 137 amino acids. Gene Ontology annotation, cellular component: mitochondrial inner membrane. The transcript has 3 exons. NCBI's taxonomy places the organism in Eukaryota, Metazoa, Arthropoda, Insecta, Diptera, Tephritidae. The record is from RefSeq and is a predicted model, not a curated record.
UGUUUAAACAGUAUGGUAGCUCCGAGUUUACAGCUGAUUUAAAAAAGCGAGAAUGGUUUAUCUGAGAAGCUUUGAUAUAAUGGUUAAAUGAGGAAGGUUAUCAAACAUAAAAAAUUGUGUUAUUACAAAAAAUGCGGUUCCCAUCAAAUAAAACACUUGGAAAAAUUGCUGUGUACGGAGCAGUUGCUUCCAUUUCGGCUGCUAUGUAUAUGCAACAUAAAAUGAAGGAUCGCAUAAGAAAUUCCGAAUAUUUUCGUUUAGCCGUCCAGGCUUUGAGGAAACACAGAGGUGCUUCAAGUUUACUGGGUGAACCUAUUAGAGAAAUUGGCUUUGAUUUAGGUGAUACCAAAAAUUUUGCAGACGGAAAAAAUGCACAGUUUGAAGUACGUGUGAAAGGCGCUAAAGAUAAAGGUAAGAUGUUCUUUUGGGCGACACGGACACCUGAAGAAGGUUGGUUGUUGGAUCGUUUAGAACUGGAGCUGCAAUCACAACCCGAAAAACGUUUCCUAAUAAAGAAAGCUGAAAUUCUAGAGAAGUCUGAAUGAAGUUAUAAAGAAUCAACUUCGGAGAAUAUCCCAAAAAUAGUAAGCAAAAGUUGACUAUCCAUUGGUUACAUCCUCUGACUGAAUAUAUAGACGUAACAGAUGCUGUUAGAACGAGAACAGCAACGCAACAUCAUGUUGACAUACAUAGCAAUUAUUAUGUUAUUUUAGUAAAAUGAAAAUAUAGCAAAUAUAUAAAAAUAAAUGGCGUAAAAUUUAAGGCUGAAAAUAAAAAAUUAAAAUA